UAAUCGAAAGCUAAACAACCAAGUUGUGUUUUCUUGUUUUUGACACAAACUUCGGAUAUUUGGCGUCGUGUGAAUUCGUGAACUUUCUAUUUCAUUAUUGGUUCGGAGGCGUUGGCUUAUAUGUGGACCAAAAUGGGCAGAAAAUCCAGAAAAUCGCCACUAAUUUUUAAAAAGUGUUGAAAAUGAAAGUCUUUCGUUUGCUCAUAUUGUGUAUAUUAUUCGUUCCUGGUAAUGAUGAUGAUGAUGAUAAAUAUGAAGUGUUAUUGAUGGAGGGAGAUUCAGUCACUCUACACACAGAUGUUAAAACAAACCAACAAGACAGAAUGACAUGGUAUUUUAAUGACAUCCGCAUUGCUCAAAUCCGUGGAAAUCAGAGUAAGAUCUGCACAGAUGAUCAGUGUAAAGAGGGAUUCAGAGACAGACUGAAGCUGGACAGUCAGACAGGUGAUCUGACCAUCACAAACACCAGAACUACAGACGCUGGAGUUUUCCAACUUCACGCAAUCAGCAGAAGAAUCAUUCAAAAGAUCUUCGAUGUUAGUGUUCGUGCUGUGUCUGGUGCAAAAACGGAUAAAACAAAGACCAAGUCAGCGAUGGAGGGAAAAUCUGUCACUUUAGAUCCUGGUCUAGAAAAAAAUCCAAACGAUUCGAUGAUAUGGUUUUUUGAUGACAAUCUCAUCGCCGAAAUCACUGGAGAUCAGAGUGAGAUCUGUACAGAUGUUCAGUGUGAUGAGAGAUUCAGAGACAGACUGAAGCUGGACAAUCAGACUGGAUCUCUGACCAUCAUGAACAUCAACUCCACAGACGCUGGACUUUAUACACUACAGAACAACAGCCGCAUCCACCCUCAUCACAGUAUCAUCAGUAUUAGACGAUUCAGCAUUACAGUCACUGGUGUGUCUGGUGUUGAGACAGAUGGAGUGUCAGUGUCAGUGAUGGAGGGAGAUUCAGUCACUCUACACACUGAUGUUCAAAUUAACCAACAGUACACAAUGAAAUGGUAUUUGAAUGACUUUCGAAUCGCUCAAAUCAUUGGAAAUCAGAGUAAGAUCUGUACAGAUGUUCAGUGUAAAGAGAUUUUCAGAGACAGACUGGAGCUGGAUCAUCAGACUGGAUCUCUGACCAUCAUGAACACCAGAACCACAGACUCUGGAGAUUAUAAACUACUGAUAAGCAGCAUAAAAAUCAUUCAAAAGAUAUUCCAUGUUUCUGUUUAUGGUGUGUCUGGUGUUGAUACAGGUGAAGAGUCAGUGAUGGAGGGAGAUUCAGUCACUCUACACACUGAUGUUCAGAUUAACCAACAGGACACAAUGAAAUGGUAUUUGAAUGACUUUCGAAUCGCUCAAAUCACUGGAGAUCAGAGUGAGAUCUGUACAGAUGAUCAGUGUGAUGAGAGAUUCAGAGACAGACUGAAGCUGGAUCAUCAGACUGGAUCUCUGACCAUCACAAACACCAGAACCACAGACUCUGGACAUUAUAAACUAAAGAUCGUCCGCAGAAUCCGCCGUCGUCACAGCAUCAGCAUCAUCCGCAUAAAGAGAUUCAGCAUUACUGUCAUUGAUUCAAGUCUGCCUUUAGGAGUUCUAACAGGAAUAUGUGCUGCUGCUGCUGUUGUUGUGCUGGUGGUUGUAACUGUAGUUUGUGUAAAGUGCUGGUGCUGCAGUAGAGGCCAUAAGAACAAUGUAGUUAAUGAUGUAUUGUAACCAGUGUUGGGGGUAACGCAUUACAAGUAACGCGAGUUACGUAAUCAGAUUACUUUUUUCAAGUAACUAGUAAAGUAAUGCAUUACUUUUUAAUUUACACCAAAAUAUCUGAGUUACUUUUUCAAAAAAGUAACGCCAGUCACUUUGUUUUCCCAUUUAUUGACUGACAAGUCUCCUGUCCCCAUGUUCGGAGAAAUCGGAAGUACAGAGGCGUUGUGUGCACUGUGUGAACAUGAUGUUCCUGUAGUUCUAGACUAUAUGUGAAUGUGCAUUAAUUCAUCCCACUCAAAAAAAAAAAAUAGAUUUAUUCAAAAUGUAUUCAUCAAAAUGAAUUAAAACAGUGAAAUGCAAACUCAGAAUAUGACGCAAACCUGCAAUAAUUGAAUAUGUUAAAUAACACAAAUGUAUCUAAUCUCAUUUUAUUAACCAAUGUCUUUGAUGCUGACCUUUGAUGAUCCAGUUUAACCAUACUAAUAAGCAAAAAUGACUUUAGAUGAACUAACAAUUGUGCUUCAUUGUUUUUUUUUUAUUGCUGAAGAGUGUUGAACCUUCUUCUCCUGCGUUCUACUGUACAGACGUGAAUUUACUUUUCCUCAUUACACUUUUUGGUGUGAAAGGGCUUUUAUAUUUGCUAUAAAUAGAAAUUCUUAUUUUAAAAACAAUCAAGCCCUGCUCAUAUUUAUAAAGUAACGCAAAAGUAAUGUAACGCAAUUAGUUACUUUUUUAGGGAGUAACGCAAUAUUGUAAUGCAUUACUUUUAAAAGUAACUUUCCCCAACACUGAUUGUAACAUAUACUGUGUAAAAUUUCUGUCUAAAUUAACAGUGGUGUGAAUUCAUUUUUGUAUCUGCAGGAUGUUAUGUCCCCGCUUUAGUGUCAUGGUGUAACAUAAAUGUACACCGUUAAAGCGUUAUCAUCACUGUGUGAUGGAGAUGAUUGAUCUUAAAUCAAUGAUCUUAAAAUUGUAAGGGCAUAAAAAGUCUUAAAUGGUACAAGAAUGUUUUCAAUUGAAUGUUUUCUCUUUCACUUUUUAUUUCACCUUCAGAAAAAUCUUAAUUACGAUUUCAAGAGGUUCUAAAUUUGAGGAACAGGAACCGUGAUAUGGUUUAAUGCGAGUAAAUUUUAAAAGGCUAUGAUUUCUUUGAAAUGCACAGUAUUCAUUCAAAGUCAAAACACAGCGCAUUUAUGUGAAUGUAUCAAGGGGAAUUGAAUUGUCUUCAGAAAAGUAUUAAUAGCCUUUUUAUUUUAUCUUAUAUCUAUAAUGCCUAGUAUCGUUUAGUAACGUUCCCAGGGAAGUCGCUAUAUUUCCGCCAUUGCAAAAGUGCCUCCUGCUGUCAGAGAAUGAAUUUGCAUUUUCAAUCAGCCCGUCUGCUGUUUCUGUUCAGAACAGUGUGAAAAUCAACCCAUACUUUUACGCAGUUGUAAAUGUAAACCAGUGAAUCAACAAUAAGCUGCUAAUGCAUUAUAAAAAUCUGAACAAUUAAGACACUUAAGAUAUAUUUAUGUUUUAAUUUUAUAUAAUAAUUGGUAUUUUUGAUUCAUCCCUUUUCUUAAAAAGUUUAGCACUUUAGAAAGCUCUUUGUCUUUAUGAAAACCUGUAUCUGAUUUUUUUGUUGUUGUUGUUGUUGCAGUCAUUUUACAGUUUAAUAAGCUCAUACGGUAUUCAUUUUAAUUGUGCAGGUCUUAAAAAAGCCUUAAAUUUUAUUUUAAAAAUCCAGAAAAUAUGUUUUUCGCAUGAAUACUCUGCUUUGCCAGGUCCAGUGUUUUGGUAGCACCAGGGUUAUUAAAGUAGACUAUAUAACCAAAACUAAAAUUACUUCAUUAUUUGAAAUAAAAUAAAUGUUAACUAAAAAAAUUAAUAAAUAAAUAAUCACCUCGCUGCCAAAGCAACAUUUGUCAUUUUCAUUGAGUUUAAUUUGAAUGUACUCAUUGUAAAUUGGUACUCAUUGUAAAUAGCCUCAAUAUAAGUACAUGAUAAAGCAUAUUAUUGUGAUGUAAAUGUUUAAGAAAAUUCAUUAAAAUUUUUAGAGUGAGUUUCUAAAAUAGUGUCAUUUACACAUAUACAGCAUUUUAGAAUAUUACAUCAUAACUAACUGGACAAUGAUGUUUUAAUUUUACAAACGUUUUGUUUUGUUGUUUGUUUGUUUUUUAGUAAGCUGCUUAAAUAUUGUAAAUGAUCAAUGUGUGAGACAUUUAUAUUUCUUGUUUUCUUUUUUACUUUAUAUGUUUUCUGGAAUUUCCUGAUUAUUUGCACUGCUGGUCAAAUGUUUGAAGUAUUUUUAUUUUUUAUUUUUAAGAUUUCUGUUCUGAUCAUCAAGGCUGUGAUUAUUUGAUGAAAAAUAACAGUAAAAACAGUAUUAUUGUGAAAUAUUAUUACAAUUUAAAAUGACCGUUUUCUAUGUGAAUAUAUUGUAAAAUUAAAUUAAAAGCUUCAUCAGCAUUACGCCGGUCUUCAGUGUCACAUGAUCCUUCAGAAGUCAUUCUAAUAAGCCGACCACUUCCAAAACUCAUCCACAGACUCAGACUCGGUACGAGUUUCCUCUCUUCUCAUGGUGACAGGUGUAUAGUCCACAUGCUCUUCCUCUGUAUCUUUCUUAUUCUGUAAAACAAAACAACAAAAAAAAGAAAAUCAUAUCUAAAUCAUAUUUAAAAUCAAUAUAUUUUAAAUAAAAAAGUGACAAAUUCAAAAUCA
Onychostoma macrolepis is the source of this 4394-nucleotide messenger RNA. RefSeq lists its product as uncharacterized. The transcript has 6 exons. The coding region runs from base 183 to 1703 and encodes 506 amino acids. The record is from RefSeq and is a predicted model, not a curated record. Lineage: Eukaryota; Metazoa; Chordata; Actinopteri; Cypriniformes; Cyprinidae.